AUGCUUUCUGCCUUCCGCCACUUGUUCUCCUCCCCCUCCUCGUCGUCGUCGUCGUCGUCGUCGUCGUCCUCCUCCUCCUCCUCCUCCUCCUCCUCCUACUCGUAUUCCUCUCCUUCUCAUCCUCGUCCUCGUCCUCGUCCUCCUUCGAGCCUUCGAGCUUCGGGUUUGUCUGUGCGUAGCGACGCUGGAGCCCUCGCAGCCCGCCUCCUCCUCCUCCUCUUCCUCAUACCUCUCCUCCUCCUCCUCCUCCUCCUCCUCCUCCUCCUCCUCCUCCACCUUUUCCUUCUCCUCCUCCUCCUCUUCUUUUCUUCCUCCUCCUCCUCCUCCUCCUCUCCUGAUCCUCGCCUACGCUCUCCCUUCCUGCUGCAGGCGAGGCGGCGACCGCUGCGCCGAUUCUUCGGCGGGGGCGAGAAGAAGGAGGAGGCAAAGGAGGAGGAGCUCACGGAGGCUCAGAAGAUUGCGAUCGAGCAGCUCCAGGCGGAGGUGGACGAGUUUAAGACCAUCGUCGAGGAUAAGAAGAGCUCCUUGCAGCGCAUGAAGCUCGAGAUGUCCAACUUCCGGUCCCGCACCGCGGCGGAGCUGAACGCCGAGCGCGGCAAAGCAGUCCUGCCCAUCAUUAAGGAGCUGCUGCCCAUCGCCGAUGAGUACGACCUGGCCGUGCAGAACCUGAAAAUCGAGGGCGACGGGGAGCGGGCGAUCGCGGACCGAUUCGCGGGGCUCUUCGAGAAGAUCUUCAAGUCCUGGAAGGAGGUGGGCGUUGAGAAGCUCGUGUCGGUGGGCGAGGAGUUCGACCCCGAGCUCCACGAGGCGGUGUCCAUGAUCCCCUCCGAGGAGUACGUGGCCGACAAGGUCUGCAACGAGCUGCGGGCAGGCUGGGUGCUGCGCACGAAGGGCAGCGACGCGCCGCAGUGCCUGCGGCCCUCGCUCGUCUGCGUGAGUGCUGGCCCCGGCCCGUCGUAGGCCCCCGAUCGGCCUCCUCCUCGCUCCUCCUCCUCCUCGCUCCUCCUCCUC
Molecule: messenger RNA, 1011 nt
Organism: Prorocentrum cordatum
Lineage: Eukaryota; Dinophyceae; Prorocentrales; Prorocentraceae
Source: the annotation of a GenBank genome assembly